Daphnia carinata is the source of this 818-nucleotide messenger RNA. RefSeq lists its product as uncharacterized. The transcript has 3 exons. The record is from RefSeq and is a predicted model, not a curated record. Lineage: Eukaryota; Metazoa; Arthropoda; Branchiopoda; Diplostraca; Daphniidae. Bases 133 to 588 code for a protein of 151 amino acids.
GGCUAAUGGCAACGUGGAUUCGACAUCCGUUGAAGACUUGUAUAAAAAGGGGGUGCUCAACCAUUUUAAGAACAUAGCUUCUUCUGCCACUGGGAGAAAAUCUUGGAACAGAGUUUCAGUUGAUUUUUAAAGAUGAUAUCGACGGUGCCUUUGAAAGCAUGUUUUGCAGUUUUGUUUGCCGUGAUGUCGAUCAUUACGGAUCCUGUCGGUGCUGAAUGGGACACUGGUGACGGUGGAGUCCAUUGGCACUUUGAUUGUGACUUUAGCGGCUACGAUAUAUGCAAACAAAAGAUUGCGGGAGAACAAUGUGGUAGACUCUGCAUCAACACACCAGGCUGCAAUCAUUUUAGUCAUUUCGAAGGAGUCUGUUAUUUGAAAAAUGCGCCGAUGGAUACUGCCCGUCAGUACAAAGCCGGCUGCGUUUGUGGUUAUAUUCCAGGAAGCGGUGGUGGAAGCGGAGGAGUCGAGGGAACUUUCUGGGCAGAACAAUCGGAUGCUGGCGGUUGUCAAAUGCCGCAAGAGACGACGCGUACUAUGCAAUUCUUGGCGUUGUUAACAGUGGUGGAAGGAUCAGUUCAUCGGCUGUAGCUGCUGGAGUAGCUGGUCGUCGGAACAACGAUGGCUGGUUUGAAUUCAAUGGUUCCGGAUCACCACGUUUCACGCCAGAUGCUCAAGUUGCCUUCAGUUAUGAAGAUGGAUCGUCGUCUUCUUUCGCGAUUCGCAAUUGUCUCAAUGGAGGACAAGUGAAAAUUUUCCAAUGAGCUUUUCAUUUGUAUAAUGAACUCAGUUAAUGUAUUAAACGUAAUCGUAUUCUUAUC